Messenger RNA from Aspergillus saccharolyticus JOP 1030-1, 675 nucleotides. Its product is annotated as putative membrane protein. Gene Ontology annotation, biological process: very long-chain fatty acid biosynthetic process; sphingolipid biosynthetic process; fatty acid elongation. Gene Ontology annotation, molecular function: 3-hydroxyacyl-CoA dehydratase activity. The coding region runs from base 31 to 675 and encodes 214 amino acids. NCBI's taxonomy places the organism in Eukaryota, Fungi, Ascomycota, Eurotiomycetes, Eurotiales, Aspergillaceae. The record is from RefSeq and is a predicted model, not a curated record. The transcript is spliced from 4 exons. Gene Ontology annotation, cellular component: endoplasmic reticulum membrane.
CCUCAUCCCAGAGUCAAAUAGAAAUCAAACAUGUCGCUCAAGAAUUCCUAUCUCCUAAUCUACAACACCAUCAACGCCCUACUUUGGACUCGUAUCCUCUUCACCCUCCUCUCAGCCCUGUUUCUCUCUGCACCUCCAGAUUCCCAGACGAUCUAUACCACCCUCGAGCCCUGGACAAGAUGGACGCAGACCUUGGCUGCGCUAGAGAUUGUGCACUCUGCGCUUGACCUCACCCGCGCCCCCAUCUUCACAACCUUCACCCAGAUCUUCGCCCGCACCGUCCAAGUCUGGGCCAUCAACUACGCCUACCCAGAGGCCACCAUUUCCGCCACCAAUCCCAUGUCAACCUGGUCCGCAUCCAGCCUCGUCUACCCAGCCAUGCUAUUCGCAUGGUCCCUCGCCGACGCAAUCCGUUACACGUACUUCGCUGUGCUCUCCGGGGGGGGCCCGCAGGCCGUGCCGGGGUCGGUGAAGUGGUUGAGAUACUCUCUCUUCCUGGGUCUUUACCCCAUCGGCAUCGCCAGUGAAUGGGUGUUGAUGUUCAGGGCGACCCUGGUGGCGGACCAUAUUCUGGUGAAGGCGAUCUUUGUGUUCUUCUUGGGGUUAUAUGCGCCUGGUUCGGUGAUGAUGUACAAGUAUAUGGUUAAGCAGAGGCGGAAGGUUUUGUUUGCUUGA